Pteronotus mesoamericanus is the source of this 10428-nucleotide messenger RNA. It is a transcript of the gene INPP4A, whose product is annotated as inositol polyphosphate-4-phosphatase type I A. Gene Ontology annotation, molecular function: phosphatidylinositol-3,4-bisphosphate 4-phosphatase activity. The transcript is spliced from 26 exons. Lineage: Eukaryota; Metazoa; Chordata; Mammalia; Chiroptera; Mormoopidae. The coding region runs from base 415 to 3396 and encodes 993 amino acids. Gene Ontology annotation, cellular component: cytoplasm. The record is from RefSeq and is a predicted model, not a curated record.
GGGCGGGGCUGCUGAGGCCUCGGCCUCUAGAGCUGCGGCUGUCGUGCGGGGUUCGGGCUGCGGCGAGGGCGGUUCUUAGGCCACCUGAGCGGGAGGACCUGCAGCGCCUGGAGCAGGGCCGGAGCCCGCGACUUGACCACUGAGCGGCAGCGCUUCGGCUGCGGAUCUCGGGCGCGCGAUCCGGCGGACCGACGACGGCGGGGCAGCAGGGCGCGGGCGCCGCGGGCCGGAGCGCGCUAGAUGAUGGAUGUAGACGUGCUUCUAUGAAGAAAUGCCACGUGUCUCUACUGAUCCAAGAACAAAUAUGUCCAGCCUACUGCCACCUUAGGGGACUAGGGUGGAGUGACAGCUCUUCCCAGGAAAUCAGGCAUCGUCUGACCGAGGAGCAGGAAGCACAUCAUCACCAAUGACAGCAUGACAACAAGAGAGCACAGCCCUCGCCAUGGUGCCAGGGCCCGUGCAAUGCAGCGGGCUUCCACCAUCGAUGUGGCAGCUGACAUGCUUGGUCUCUCUCUGGCAGGAAAUCUACAAGAUCCAGAUGAACCCAUUUUAGAAUUCAGCUUAGCUUGCAGUGAGCUGCAUACGCCAUCGCUAGAUCGGAAACCAAAUAGUUUUGUAGCAGUGAGUGUGACCACCCCUCCUCAGGCAUUCUGGACGAAGCACGCUCAGACAGAGAUCAUCGAGGGAACCAACAAUCCUAUAUUUUUAAGCAGUAUUGCCUUCUUCCAAGACUCUCUUAUCAAUCAGAUGACACAAAUCAAACUAUCCGUGUAUGACGUCAAAGACAGAUCUCAGGGAACAAUGUAUUUACUGGGCUCUGGGACAUUCAUUGUCAAGGAUCUGCUCCAAGACAGGCAUCAUCGGUUGCAUUUAACACUAAGGUCUGCAGAGAGUGACCGUGUGGGUAACAUCACUGUCAUCGGCUGGCAGAUGGAGGAGAAGUCAGACCAGCGGCCUCCAGUGACCCGGUCUCUGGACACUGUCAAUGGGAGGAUGGUCCUGCCUGUUGAUGAGAGCUUGACCGAAGCAUUGGGAAUACGAUCCAAAUAUGCUUCGUUGCGAAAAGAUACUUUACUGAAAUCGGUGUUUGGUGGGGCCAUCUGUCGCAUGUACCGGUUCCCCACCACUGAUGGCAACCACCUGCGGAUCCUGGAGCAGAUGGCGGAGAGUGUGCUCUCCUUGCACGUGCCCCGGCAGUUCGUGAAGCUGCUGCUGGAAGAAGAUGCGGCCAGAGUGUGUGAACUGGAGGAGUUGGGAGAGCUGUCCCCUUGCUGGGAGAGCCUCCGGCGCCAGAUCGUCACUCAGUACCAGACCAUCAUCCUCACGUACCAGGAGAACCUGACUGACCUCCAUCAGUACAAAGGUCCCUCAUUUAAAGCAAGCAGUUUGAAAGCAGAUAAAAAGUUGGAAUUUGUUCCCACAAACUUGCACAUACAAAGGAUGAGAGUUCAAGAUGAUGGAGGAUCAGAUCAGAGCUACGACAUCGUCACCAUUGGGGCGCCAGCAGCACACUGCCAAGGUUUUAAGUCAGGAGGCCUCCGCAAAAAGCUGCACAAAUUUGAAGAGACCAAAAAACACAGUUUUGAGGAGUGUUGUACAUCAUCCAGCUGCCAGUCCAUAGUCUACAUACCACAGGACAUCAUCAGAGCCAAAGAGAUUAUUGCCCAGAUCAAUACCCUGAAAACCCAAGUGAGUUACUACGCAGAGCGGCUCUCGAGGGCAGCCAAGGACAGAUCUGCCACUGGCCUCGAAAGGACACUUGCCAUCUUGGCAGACAAGACCCGGCAGCUGGUCACCGUGUGCGACUGCAAGCUGCUGGCCAACUCCAUCCACGGGCUGAACGCGGCACGGCCUGACUACAUUGCCUCCAAGGCCUCCCCGACCUCGACCGAGGAGGAGCAGGUGAUGCUUAGGAAUGACCAGGACACCCUCAUGGCCAGGUGGACAGGCAGGAACAGCCGGUCUUCUCUGCAGGUGGAUUGGCACGAGGAGGAGUGGGAGAAAGUAUGGCUGAACGUUGACAAGAGCCUGGAAUGCAUCAUUCAACGGGUGGACAAGCUGCUGCAGAAGGAGCGCCUGCAUGGCGAGGGCUGCGAGGACGCCUUCCCCUGUGCGGGUGGCGGGGCCAGCAAGAAAGGUAACCGUGGCAGCCACGCCUACUGGAUCAGACCAGAGGACCCCCUCUGUGACACCCACUCCUCGCCAUGCCCCUCCACCACGUCUGCUGCAUGCCAUCCUCACCUGACCACAUAUUGCAGCCCCCCUCCUGACGAGUCCAGCCCAGGUGAAUGGAGUGAGGCCCUUUACCCCCUGCUGACCACACUCACUGACUGCGUGGCUAUGAUGAGCGACAAGGCCAAAAAGGCGAUGGUCUUCCUGCUCAUGCAGGACAGCGCACCCACCAUAGCCACCUACCUAAGCCUACAGCACCGCCGCGACGUGGUCUUCUGCCAAACCCUGACUGCCCUCAUCUGUGGCUUCAUCAUCAAGCUGAGGAACUGCCUACAUGAUGACGGCUUCCUGCGGCAGCUCUACACCAUCGGACUGCUCGCCCAGUUUGAGAGCCUGCUGAGCACCUAUGGUGAGGAACUGGCCAUGCUGGAGGACAUGAGCCUUGGAAUUAUGGACUUGAGGAACGUGACCUUCAAAGUCACUCAGGCCACUUCCAGUGCAUCGACUGACAUGCUGCCUGUUAUCACAGGAAAUAGGGAUGGGUUUAAUGUGAGGAUCCCUCUGCCGGGCCCCCUGUUUGACGCGUUGCCUCGGGAGAUCCAGAGCGGCAUGCUGCUUCGGGUGCAGCCCGUCCUCUUCAACGUGGGCAUCAACGAGCAGCAGACGCUGGCGGAGAGGUUUGGUGAUACAUCUUUACAAGAAGUUAUCAAUGUGGAGAGUUUGGUGCGAUUAAAUUCCUACUUUGAGCAGUUUAAGGAAGUUUUGCCUGAGGAUUGCUUACCUCGGUCUCGGAGCCAGACAUGCCUGCCGGAGCUGCUGCGCUUCCUGGGCCAGAACGUCCACGCCAGGAAGAACAAGAACGUGGACAUCCUCUGGCAAGCUGCUGAGAUCUGUCGCCGCCUUAAUGGGGUCCGGUUCACCAGCUGCAAGAGCGCCAAGGACCGCACGGCUAUGUCGGUGACGCUGGAACAGUGCCUGAUCCUGCAGCACGAGCAUGGCAUGGCCCCGCAGGUCUUCACCCAGGCCCUGGAAUGCAUGCGCAGCAUUGGAACACGGGAGGUAGUCACCCAGAAGAACUUGAGCGGCCUGGUGCCCAUCCGAGACUUAAGACUAGAUCCCAGCCUCCUCUGUUCCAUCCCUUUAUUAGCUCUGAGCCCCAAUUUACUGAUUGUGUGGCUCUUUCUGAGCAUAGCAUACCUGGUGACCAAAUUGCGUUGCAAAUGAGUAUCAUUAUGAAAAAUUAAUAAUAAGUCACAAGAAAACAAAAGUGCCAGAAUACACCUAACUGGACAGAAGGAUUGUGUCAAAGCGUGGUUGCCAAGAAAUAUUUCAUGCCUUACAGUUUGGCGUUUUGUUGUUCUGAACUAUAAAUACCUGCCAAAUUAUUUCACCAAGAGGACUUGCUUGUUUAAAUUCUGUAGCUUUCAGUGCUUGUAACAUGUUCUUACAGUGCCCUGUGACUGCAUUGUUUAGCUGAAUCACUUGUACCAAAUCUCCUAUUUUCUGAUGUAAAGCUAUUUAUUACCUGUAUAUCACAUGUGCCCUGUUUCCAAGAGAAAGGAAUUCUGUCUGAAAGAAUUUGUAUAUUUGAUACUAUUCUUUAAAUGUACUGCUAACCUUUCCUUUCCUUUUGAAGAGAAAUGAAAAGAAAAUGAUAGAUGCUUUAUUACUGGCUCAACUGUAUAAGCCUAUUUAAUAGGACAUUGACUUUCUGCUUUCAUUUCAAAGCGUAGUCCCUUAAAUUACAGUAGCAAACAGUUUGCAGAAUCAUAACAUUUCCUUGCUCAUGUUUAUUAUUUCCAGUAUGAGGUGACACAGCUGUGACUACAAUAGCAUAUUGUACCAAGUCAGGCACAUAAGAGAACAUAUUGCAUGUGACUUUAGAUUUACUCUUUUAUAUCUUUAAGUAUCAUUAAGCUAAUCACAGGAAUUAAUGCAUAUACUAACAAAAGGCAGUUAAAAUUAUAUACAUUUAUUUUUCUUGAAAUAGCAUUUUUCAUUUCAGACAUUUAAAGACAACAUCUUUAAAUUUGGAUUACAUUCUAGACAUCUUUUAUCAUCACAAAUCAAAUGUAGUUACUAAUGAAAAAAAGAAGUCAAAGAACAGUGAUCAAAAAAAUGAGGCUUGCCUUUUAGGCAGUUGUGCCAGAUGGAGCUGUGGGAGAGAAAGAGUUACUUUGGUUUCUGCUAUUAUCACUCUUAAUUUUAACAAGGCACUGUCCAUAAUGUGGGAUGAUUUAUAACCUUAACAUUCACAUUUGGCAGAAGGGUAGUUGAACGCCUAUAAAAAUAACAGAGUGAAUUAGGAGGAAGAUCCAGGGACCCUGUGUAAGAAAUACUUGGUGGCCUCUCUUUCAGUUCAAAUUGUGCUGUGAUCCGUUUUUGACCUCCAGCUGGUUCCUCAUACACUGUAUUUUAUGAAUUUUUUUUUACCAGUCUAGAAAAGUUGGAGUGAAUUUAGAAAAGCUGGCUUUUUCAAAAACUUUACAUCCAUGCAUGCACACAAACUCAGUCUACCACAGAGUCUUGCCUCUACACUCUCUCCCUAAGACUUCCAGAACUUUCUCUGGGAUUUUUCUGGCUUGGCCUCAGAUCUGAGUCUGGGUUUUAGGAAUUGCAGAAGCAGUUGGCAGUGAAUGACGAGUGUCAGACUUAGACUUCAAAUUCUAAAAUGGAAGCUAGUCCUCCUCACACACCUGGGCACCCUUCUUUCCCAGACCCACCGGAGUACUGCAGGAGCCCUAGGGCAGGUGUCGCACCUGGGGAGAGUCCAGUCUCCUCACAGGUGCAGUGUGGCUGCACUGUCUUUUCUAGAAUAAAUGAGGUGAGUGUUCUGUGGCACAGCUCCUGACAUCCUUCAGCAGAGAGCCCGUCCCCAAAUGCCAGGGACUGGUGGCAGUAGACUGUAGAAUGUGACACUGGCCACUAGGGGAGGUCCUGUCAGUCUGGGAUUCUAUGAGACGUAUGUUGACCACUUGCUGUCCUCUAGAUUGUGGUGCACAUAUCAACUAAGACUUGUUCAGUUUAUUUGAAGGAGGUAAAGUAGAGUCCACGACAUGCUCAGUUCCCACUCACAGCUCCCCGAUGCCCUGAGGGGUGACAUGUGCUGGUACUCACUCCAGGCCGGACAGAAGCCACGCACAGAUGACUACUGACAGCAUGGCCCCCUCUUCCCUGGGCCCAUGUGUACAUCUGUGACUCAUCAGAGACUCGCUCAAGACCCACUGCACAGCAAAGGAAGGCCAGGCCAGCUAGGGAAGCCCCUGUUUGGGGGCGUGGGGCUCAUGGACACUACAGCCUGCUCUUUGGCUAUCAUGGUGCAGCCAGGCCUUCCUGCUGUGUGUAGGUUUGGUGCUAGGUUGAGAGGAUAUGAAAUUGAAGGGAAAGAGGAUAUGGUUCUUUGUUUUUCUCUUCAGGGGCCAGGUCAAAAGCCACCACGUUCUAACUCUGCAGUUGUAAGGCCAGCACGACAGUGGACACCAACAGCCUAGUGCCGUGGGUUGUUGGUCUUUGUCUUUGUUUUUGUUUUGGUAGACUAUCAGAGAAAAAACUCAGUAUGCCCACCUAUUGUGCUGAAUUUUAAGCUCACUAAGGCCUUUUACUCUAAAUCAGGCUACAUGUAUAUCUGGAAUCUUUUCUGCUUUAGUGAGGAAUAGGCAGGAUGAAACAAAGAGGGGAAGAUGAUUCAAGAAAGGGGAGUCCCUGAGAUUUGGUGAUGGUUUUCAGGUGGCUUCUAAGCUGAUGCUACUGCUGAGACCUGGUCACUCUACACAUUCAGGGUCACUAAGACACCAAUGCACCCGGAUGGGUCCUAAAGUGGAAGAACCCACCAGAAAGGGAAAACCAGAACUAUCCCUAAAACGAGUUGCCAUUUGGGUCUCCAUCCUAAUUUUGUAUUUUAAAAAAAAAAAAAAAAAGGCUGUCCUGAAAAAGAAAUUAUUAUCGUAUAAUGUAUUCAGCCAGUUAAACCAGUAAUUACCUUCUUUAACAUGUAAAUAAAAGAUAUCAAAGUUCCCAAAUUAUUCUUUGCUCCUCAAAGCAGGUAGGCAUUUAUUUGUAAUAGGUGGUUUUUGAGAAGUAUAUACAUUUCUAUAUAAAUGGAGAAGCCACAUCUGAAAUAGUCCGAUAAUGAGUUUCCAAAGAUUAAAUGAGACUAACUGUCCAUAGAACCUAGAGCUUCUGCUUUAAUUGGAAUUAUAUUUUUAUCUGAUUAUUGGAUGUUAGACAAACAUGAUCGUUUACCCUAGGGGCUCCCUCCCGUAUGGCCUAGGCGUUCAGCUCAGAUGACAUAUUAUCUUGCUGAGGGCUUGAGGCCCUGGUGACGAGGAAGCAUAUUUGAGUUACUAAGUUACUUAAUAACAAGCAGGUGAAUACUUUUCUGAAAUACCCAUGCUUAUCUUUUGAAUAAAACUGUUUCCCCAAAAAUAUUUUAUAUGUUCUUGAAAAUGAGAAUGUCAUUUUCACUUCACUUGCCCCUGAUAUUUUUUUUUUAAAUGCAUGACAUAAUGGUGUUCAUACAACUGGAAAUAUUCUAAAUUUUACACCUCAUAAAGGGUUUUUGUACUAAAUUUGAUAACUAGUUGAUUUCAUUGACAGUCUCAGAAAAUAUAAAAAUACAGUUAGACUUUAGGAAGCCAUUUAUAUUGAGUUGCUUUUGCCUGUUAAUUUGAUGUCUACACCAGAACACUUUCCAGAGUACUUCCCUGAUGCUCUCAUUUGGGAAUGUGAGGCCCGCCUACCCCUCAUCCUCCUGCUCUGCGCUUGCUUUGCACACUGGGUUGCCAAGACAGCCCCCCAUCAAAUACAGCUGGGGCGGUGCUGGUCCUGGGUUCUCUAGGGAAGUGCCCCUGUGGGCUCUUGCUGGCUUUGUAGCACUCUUCUGAAAGGUGACCACAGUGAGGGCAGUUCACCUGGAGAGGGUGGCUGGCUGCCCCCAGGGGACCUCAGUAGGGUCACCCCUUCACGACACCCCAGCCCUGAUAACCCUGCAGACCCAUCAUGCAUCACCUGGGACCACUGGAUUGUUUUGCACCCACUUAGGAGACAGCCUGUUAUUGCAGCCUUCUCAGCCACAUGGCUUUGCUACAUGUGAAUUCUGCAAGGAAAAUCAGCAUUUUGAAUUUGAGGUGAUUAACAGCUCUAACAUUGAAAGAUGCAGCUCUUUAAAGACUUCGGUAAGAGUUGCACUACCUCGUUUUCCAUUUAAUUUGCUAUGUAACAGAAGCUUUAAACCACUAGUUAGGAUAGAACACUGAAAUACCUAGAAAUGAAAUACAUGAAACCAUUAACUUUUUUUAAAAGUUUGCUUUCAUUUAGAUACAGCACUGCUUUCGCAAAUGCAAAACACGCAAUCCCAUACACAUGUCCAUUGCUGUGCUUCUUAAUUGCCUUGCUCAGAAACCCACCAUCUUAUGUGUGUAUUGUUGGAAAUAGUCUGGCACCCAUUUAAAUUAACCUUUUUUUUAAUGCUAUAAAAAUAAUCAGUUCAUUCCAUCUUAGUUUAAGUCUUUUCUUUUUUUUCCUUUUUUACUGCUGUCAUUUCUUGUGCUUGUUUUUUCCCCAGUGAGGGUUGUCGAAGAGAAAAUACAAUGAAGAAUGUUGGAAGUCGCAAAUAUGCAUUUAAUUCCCUGCAGCUGAAGGCUUUCCCCAAGCAUUACAGGCCUCCCGAAGGGACUUACGGCAAGGUUGAAACUUGAACACACGGUGUCCUCUAAUUAGCUGUUAUAUAACAAAUGUGGGUACCCUCUAGUGUCAUAUAUGAAUUCUUCAAGAAGACCUGAAGGAUUGGCUUUUACUUUUGUGUUUUAAAAUACUUCACUAAAGAGUCUAUGGAGCAUGUUUUUUAUUGAGUUGGAAUCAAUAGGAGGUAAUGUUUGGCUCAAUAGUGUGGGUAGUAACAACUGCCCAUUUAAAUAGCCUGCAGCCAGAACCACAGAGACGGCAUCGAUAGUCACCUCUAGGAAUCAACUAGGCAGGUCUGAAAUGCUAAAAGACUUUUUAGAAUGUCCACUUAGGAAGCUGCUCACAUAUUUUUCUACUGAGUAACUCAAAAUUGAGCAUUGAAUUACAAUUUACUUUUUAAAAUCUGAAUGUAAAACAGUAAACCGUUGGAUCCUGGACAGACCAGUAAGUAUUACGUUAAUCCAAGUUUUGGGGAAAGAAGCUAGCUCUGGCUCAUGCAGCGAGAGCAGGUGGCUCCAAUAAAUUAUGUCUGUGAUGGCACAGGUGGAGCCAAAAGUUGAAGUAAAGGUUGAGAAAUAGCCUGAAAUAAGACUUUAUUAGAAGAUAACACCUACAAAGCCACUCACAAUGGGGACCACUUCUGUCCCUUAUGAGUUAUAGAAGAGGGUGUCUGCUUGAGAACAGGAAGCCAGCUGUCUCCUGUUCUCUCAUCUCCAUGUCUAGUCCCACUGUGACCCAGGGUGCAUGUCCCCUUCUCUUCUGGAGGCUGAGUUACAGCACUCCAGGACCUCACAUGGGUAUGGCUGAUGCCUCUCACAGCAGUGGAGAUUUAUGCGUGUAGGUGGUGGAAGCCUAAAUCUUUUGAGAUCAGAUAUCCUUUUAUGUGUUUCCCUAUUUGUCUUCUUAAAGACAGUACAGUCAUGUUUGACUAUCUAAUGAAAGUGUCUUUUAAGUUUGCAAUAAUUGUUACUAUCCUUUUCUCAUUCUGUUAUGUAAGGUGACUAUUGAGAAAGUGGAAAUUAGCUCCUGAAGUGAGAUUUUUGAAAGGGAUUAAUGGGCCAUAAAACUUAGGGAUUUCAUAGAAAAUGAUGUCUGGUCAUCUAUUAUAAGAUGAUGUCUUAUCUGUAUAUAGCAGUUUUUUUCCUUAGUUUUUGUUUUAUCAAUUCUGUUUAUUAUGAUGACUAUGUUUAUAUGUUAUUUAAAAGGCUAUAAAAGGAAUAUAUGUGGCACAUUCAUGAUGCUAAUCCUAAUGAUUGGUGCACCCUUAGGAAAUUCCCGUGCCUACAACUCUGGGUAUUAUUCUUUGGGCUCCUUUAGAAAUUCCACUUGGAAAUGUAAUAGCCUGGGAAGCUGAGGUACGGGCAGGACCCUCUGUGGCAGGGACACACAGAGUGAGCAGCUGGUAAGGGUGGAACUGGAUGACCUUUCAGAUCCCUCCUACUUGGAAAUCAGUGCGCAGACAGCCUGAUGUCUUCUGAUGUCUGAUGGAAGGAAAGUUUCCACUGGUUGAGUGUGAACUGGUGUGGAAGACAUGUCAGUAAGGGACAGUUGGAGCUCACCACUCUGUCAAGUUGGGUUCCCUGGAGGGGGGCGGCAGAGAAACCUAUGUCCACCAAACCCACUUCAGGGAGGGCAGCAGCUGGUGUCAGGUUCUCUUGUUGUGCCAAUCCCUGAACAGACCCUUUCCAAUAUGGCUGAUUAGCCUUUUACCUACCAUUUAAUUUGUAAUUUUUCUAGUAUCUUUUACAUUUCCAUCUUUUCUCAUUUUGACAUCACUACCUUUUAAAAUAUUCCCUUGUCUUUUUAAAUUAAACGUCACCCAUAUUGUUUUCAGAUUUUUUUUUUUUUGGUCUGAAGUGCAUUCAAUACCUGCAUUUAUCAAAAGGGAAUAUAGCAAACGUUGAGUUGGUUGUUAGCUAUUUUCGCAUGUGGCACCUUUGUGAAUUAUUUUCCCAAUUUUGUCUUCAUGUUAUGGACCACCAUGAAACUCUGACUUGGCUAAUCAUGUAGAAAAUAUUCAGGUUCCAGUAUUCUAUUUGAGCACUGCUACCAGGCUCCCAUGUGGCAAGUCUCAAAGGGCCUCAGGCACUUCCCAUGCUUGCCGAGCAAGGCCGUUGUCAUGGUGGCCAGCAGCUCCUCCGGACAUGCAGGGUCUACGAGUUUUCAGUUGCACAAGGCAGUCAGUCUUGCAGGUUACUAUAAAAUAGAGGUUCCACCCAGUGUUCCUUGUAAGGCCCCACUGAAUAAGAAAUGUUGAGACAUACUGAAAGCCUGGGAUGUGCUGUGGGUUCUGUCAAAGCACCUGCGGCACAGUUGCCUUUGGUUUCCUUUAAAAUAUACAAAUAUUGUAUAAUAUAGUUUUGUCUCUACACAGUUGUACUUACCAAGCUUAGUGCACUAAAGUACUUUUAUUUAUUUGUUUUGGACAGUAUUAAUAUAUAUAUAAAAAAACAUGUAGUUACCAUUUUAUAUAUUCUUAGCUCAUUCUAAGCCAUGUAUGCUGUAAAUGUGCUAGUCUUUAGAAUGACAGAUAAUAAAUAACUGACAAGAACAUUAAACUUGGUCUUGCCUGAU